This is a messenger RNA of Manis javanica (Malayan pangolin), 3653 nucleotides long. The record is from RefSeq and is a predicted model, not a curated record. NCBI's taxonomy places the organism in Eukaryota, Metazoa, Chordata, Mammalia, Pholidota, Manidae.
CCUCAUCUGUGAAAUGGGUAACAGUUUCUACCGGUAGGAAAAGCGAGUUGAUACACGUAAAGCCCUGAGAAGAGUGCCUGGAACUCUUAGCUCUGAUCUUUAAAAUCAGUGUGAAAACAAUGUUCUAAUAUGUAUUUUCUGACAACUUGAGCAGAAUUCAAGAACGAACUGGUGCUGGCAUUCAAGUUCCGCACCUAGAUUACAAGAGUCAUACAAUCUAAGGUUGGAGGAAAGACACAUAAACAGUCCCUCACUAAUUUUGCCAUUUUUAACUAUUUCAGACAAGGGAGGAGCCUCUAGCCAAGUGUUAAGGUACUCGGCAGCUUCAGGGGACUAAGCGACGGUGGGUUUGCGCCUAUAAACAAACUGAUGAAGUUUCGUUGCAAUACCCAGGUAUCGAUUAUAAUUUACGCAUUCUCAGCCCCCAACUCCUCAGGCUGAUAAGCAGGUCAUCACUCCAUCUCGAGUGGCCGGGGUCACUAGCACUCAGGGCACAACUUCAGCGCACGCCCAAGGCCCUCGCUCCAGCACACACUCCGAAGGGCCGCUGAGAGACCCGGCCCCCGACCUUCCCCAGCGCCUCGCCCAGCAGCCAGCCCCGUUUCCUUAACCCGUGCAUUGUCCUUGCGGAGCGCCCCGGCGGUUCCCACACUGGUGGGGACCGAGAGGAGGGACGAGGGAGGAGCUGGGGGAAGAGGAUGAGGAGGAGGAGGAAGACAACCUCCUCCCCUUCGCCCGGGCGACCAGCGAAGGUCUGGCGCUUUCUCCGGCCGCGAGCCCCGACUCCCGGGAGGCCGCGGCCCCCGACCCCACCCGCCGCAACUUUCCCGCGGAUCGCGCCCGCCUCCCCUCCGGGACCGGCCUGCCGGGCUCCCUCCCCUGGCGCCGGCCGCGACACCGCGGCGCCUCCUCCCAAAAUGGCAGGUCCCUCCCUCCGCCCGGCCGGCCUCGGCGCGGGCCCGGCUGCAGGCCGCGGGGGGAGCCGGGCGCCAGGCCGGGCGGCGCCGGGCCGGACACUCACCGGGACGAUGGCGGGGCGCUCGCGCCGCUCCCUCCGAUGAGAAAACAAAUCCUGAGUAAUUAAACAACUUUCCCAAGAUCAUGCCACCAGUAAGUAGUGAAGCCAACAUUCAAACCCAGGCUGUGACCACCAAGUCCGUCCUCUUUCCGCCACACCAAGGUGAUCCAAGAUCAUUUGGAGAUUGGAAGAAAAGGUCAUUAGAGUGAGCCCUAAUCCAAAAUGACUUGUAAAAUGGGGAAAUUUGGACAAACACAUGCACACAACCAGGAAAGACCCUCACAAUGUGAACAUCAUCUACAGGACAAGGAACACCUGAGACGACCAGGAGUUGGGAGAGACGUUUAGAACAGAUUCUCCCUCACAGCUCUCAGAAGGAACUAACCCCCCCAACACCUUGAUUCCUGACUUCUGACCUCUAGAACUGAGACAAUACAUCUGUUGUGUAAGCCACCUGGUUUUCGGUACUUUGUUUUGGCAGCCCUAGCAAACUAACACACAGGUGCUGGGUAUCUUUGCUCCUUUCCACAUCCGCUAAUUCUUGCAGAUACACUAUCCUAAGCCCAAAAGUUCAGUAGUUGGAAACUUGCUGGGAGUUAUAACCAGAACAUUCCAAGGACAAACAAACUAACCAAUAUUCCUUUGCCCCUGCCACCAGAUGAGAAGGUGAUCAAUUUACAAUUUGUCCCUGGACAAUGGCAUGGCCAGAAUCUGACACCCCUAGUCAUCUUACAGACUUCUGAGUGAAGGUCCAUGAUUGCCCACCCACGCCCCACACAAGUUCUAUUGAGUGUUCUGAUUUUAAAAGUAAUUAAUGUGUAUCAAAUGGAUUAAAAAGAAACAAAAUAAAUAAAAGCAAGAGAGGAGCCUUAUUUAAACUGAUAAUGACAGUAUGCCCUGUACCAAGAAGUUAAUACUUCUCUACACCUGAGGCCCAAAAACAAAAAAGAAAAGAAACACAUGGUCAUUACAAACAGUUUAACAAUAUGGGAAACAAUAAAGAGAUAACUAUAAAUAUGUUCAUCGUUAUUACCCUAAGCCUUAUUAAUACCUUCAUGUUGGCUUAUAUAUAGUCCCAGACUUUCCUAGGGAGACAUGACUGCAUACACACACAUAUAACACUAUAGGUACAUUUCAUGCUUUUUUUACUGACAAUCACAUUAGGCACACGUUAUUGUGUUGAUCAACUGAAAUUGAGAUGAUUAUUUAAAGAGCUGCAAGUAUACCAUCAGUUGAACAGGGCAUAAUUCAUUUAACUGCUCCUCUAUUUUUAAGGAAGUUUUUUUAUUAUAAAUAAAGUUGCAUAAACAUCAUAUAUCUACAUUUUACACACCUGUCCAGUAAUUUCCUUAGGAUAAAGGCAUGCAUCCUUAAAAAUCUUUGGUACAUGUUGCCAAAAUAUCACUUGGAAAUGAUUUCACCAGUUUGCAUUCCUAAGAGUAAUAUGGGAGAAUGGCUUUUUCCCAUACUCUACCACACUCUCUUGAUUUGAUUUGCAUUUCUUUGACCACUUAAUGUCUUCUUUUUUAUAUAUAUUUGUAGGCUAUUUAUGUCCUGUCUGUAUAUUCCAUGCUCGUUUGGGGGGCUGGGCAAGGUGUCAUCUUUUUACUGAUUUGUUUUUCUUUUAUUUUACUGCAAAAGAAAAAAAGGGAAGAAAGUGAAGAAAACUGUAAGGCAUAUGGCUAGUGAAUGAGAUGGACACCAGCCAUCCAUCACCCCAGUUUAGCUGUGGCCAUCUCUGUUCCUAAUCCUCCCGCAAGGGGAUGUAGCCCAGCUGUCUUCCCUGCCCUCACCCACCUCCUCCUGACCAGGCACCUGGGCUAAGUGCUCUACUACCACACUUCCGGCGUCAUCAGCUUGCUUACAAGGUGGCUUAUGCCAAGAUGUGUUUCUAAUGGUGCCAUUUUUAAAAAGGCCAACAUUCAUUACUUUUCUAUCAUGUGAGAAUGUUCACCAAUAUCAUUUCAUGAAUUAUCAUUAACAUUUUCUUUUCCUGUGACAUCAAGAUAAUGGUUAAAUAGAAAAUGUGAAAUUGUUAAAGUGCAUAUUUCACACUGUUUCACAAUAUCUUGAAACAGUAUUUUGCAACAUUUUGGCAGGACUUGAGAAGAAACACACCUUAAUAUAUCCAUUUGUACAUUAUAACAACUUCCUCGAAAUGAACAGGUCGAGAAAAAAUGCCCUAAAGAAACUGUAAAAAACAAUUAAGUACAAGGAAUUAAAAAUUAGGUACAGAAAUCUACAAAGUUCACUUACUUCCGUGGUUCAUUAGCUCAAAAGCCCUUGAGAGGUUGGCUUAUUUCCUUGGCUUUUUAAUGUAGGUAUCUAAUGGACAUCACUUAAUAGUCCCACCAUGUUUAUUGAUAUGUUCAUUUCUAUCAAAACCAACAGUUUUCUUGUUUUGGUUCAGUUCAGAACAAAAGAUACUUCUGUGGUUAUAGCAGUGUUAUAACUUCAGUAUGUUGUAUUUGUAUGCCGUUUUUUAAACUGUAAGUGCUCUUGGACAAGGAUCCUAUAUUUUCAUCUUUUAUCAGCAUCAUAUCUGGCCUACUAUAAAUACUGUUUUGUGUUUUUAAAUGAAUGAUGAGCUCCUGCUAUUUUCUUCCUAUUUUCCUCCAUCCUAUAUGAGAUUAUU